Symbiodinium necroappetens is the source of this 501-nucleotide messenger RNA. NCBI's taxonomy places the organism in Eukaryota, Dinophyceae, Suessiales, Symbiodiniaceae. The record is from the annotation of a GenBank genome assembly.
GAAGACUCGGGCGGAGGAGGCGUCCUGCCCGGAGCCCUGUGGCGGCAAGCGCAAGGCGGAGAACCUCGUCAUCCUCGAGGAGCCGGUGAACAGGGCGAGCGCCUUCAUGAAGCUCCGCGGCACCCGCAAGCUGAUCCUGGAGAGCGGCUACAGCCUCUUCGAGACCCUCGGCUUCUUCCUUGUGCGGGAGCGCGGUGGCCACAUGACGGUGGGCUGGCGCGACAGCACGAUCCCGGGCGGCUUCGCUGGCAGGCGCUUCUCUGGCGUGGACGAGGGGGAUGAGCCUCCCGAGGACUUCUGUGAUGUGCCGCAUGCGUUCAGUUGCACCUCUGCCUUCGCGCACUCCCGGCUGGUCAAGGAGGCGAACUUCGAAGGCUGCCCCGGGAUCGUCAAGGAGUACAACCACAACCGCGACGGCUUCAUCGCGGAUGUGCGUUCUGCCUACGGUUGCUCCCGAGACGUGGCCAAGAGGCUGUUCAUCCGCCUCGGCUUCAUGGGCGG